GCCACGUGAUAUGACGUCGUGUUGAUUUUGCACAGAAUGACGGCAGCACAAAUUUCUGUCUCAGAUGAUAGACAGGCUGGUUGGAUGUCUAAUUUCGAAUUGUCAAGCCUGCUUAUUUACUAUUUGCGGGUUUGGCUUCACGAAACCGCGACUUUGAUUCGUUUGACCUCGCUAGGUCUUCCAGCCGUUUCGUUAUGUAUAGACGGCGAUGGGUGAUAGAUAUUCGCCUUCUCAUAAUACUUGGGCGUUCAACAAAUCUUAUUGUCACUGUUGACUGAGACCUCAGAAUCCUCGACAUGAACCAGUUAUCUCGGCCUUCUAAUGAAGAUUCUCUGGGCCCUAAUCGAUAUACCGGGGCUCAACGACACCAUAAAAGUACGUUAGCAUCAAGUGAAAAACGACCGGCCCAGGAAACAGGAAAAUAUCCUCUUUCCGCUUGGUGGUGGCUUGCAAGUACCGCGUACCCCUUGUUAGCUGGUACCUUGGGGCCAAUGGCCAGCGCGUUCAGUAUAUGCUCGUUGGCUCAGAACUGGAGUAGAGUUCCGCUUAGGCACGAGAAAAAUUCUUCGGACCCUGCAUGGGUUGUCGGAGUCAAUGCGAUUUCGCUGGGCGUUGCUAUUGUGGCGAAUCUCGUGCUUCUUUUCAGCAUGGCGCGACGGAUUUCAUUCAUUGUUGCGCAACCUAUAAUCAUCAUCGGAUGGUACAUCUCCUCGCUCUUACUGGUAGCUAUCCUGGCGGUCUUCCCAGCUAGUCGAGACAAGGAAGUACGGCAUGAUCUCAGUCAAGCAUAUUUCUACGGUGUUUUUGCGGCGAUUCUCUACUUUAUUGUCUCGUCUCUUCUUCUGAUUACGACAUACGGCGCCCACAGGGGUCAUUAUAGUCGUGAAUACAAGCUCACAACCAACCAACGGACACUUAUGCUGCAGACUAUUUCAUUCCUGGUAUACCUUCUUGGCGGGGCCGGAGUGUACGCAGCCAUCGAGGACUGGGACUAUUUAGACGCAGUAUAUUUCGCCGAUAGCACAUUACUCACAAUUGGUUUUGGCAACGUUGUCCCAAAAACUCACACAGGACGAGGUUUUCUUUUCCCCUAUGCUGUCGGCGGCAUUCUCAUUCUUGGUUUGAUCAUCAGCUCUAUCAGAGCGCAGAUGUUAGAGAAAGGCCGACAGAAGAUGGCUGAGCUGAUCACGGAGAGAACAUGUCGUUUCUUGAUCAAAGAAGCCUCCGCUAAACAUAGUUUUGUCCACCAUAUUAUUCCUCCAUUAGACAAGGACAGACCGGACGAAAGCGAGCGCGAAAAACGCAUCCGCGAGUUCAAAGUGAUGCGACAGAUCCGCCAGAUAGCCACGUUACAACGCAAAUGGAUUUCCCUGACCAUAUCCCUUUCCCUAUGGACGAUAAUGUGGCUGUUCGGCGCUCUGGCCUUUUGGGCUUCAAAAAAGGAAACGAAAUGGACAUAUUUCGAGUCAUUGUAUUUCGCCUACGGAGCCCUUUUGACCAUUGGAUACGGCGACUUUCAUCCAUCCACUGAAUGGGAGACGUCAUUCUUUGUCUUUUGGACGCUCCUUGCCGUUCCCACCGUGACGAUUCUCAUCGCCAAUGUCGGCGACACUGUCGUCCGCUCAAUCCGUGAUAUCACCAUUUACAUCGGCGCGUUGACUAUUCUCCCAGGCGAAAAGCCAGUACGCGAAUUAAUCCGCGACAUCUUCCAAGUCUCAUGGAAAGAAAAAUUUCUCAAAGAGACCGCCGACGAAGACAGCACGCAGGAACCAACAGAACCAGAAAGAGACCAAGACCAAGACAGACAAAGAGACAGAUACAGAGACGCAGAAGUCAACCUGCCCUACGAAGAAGAAGUCCGUAACGCAAUCGAAGCAGACGAACACAAAAAGGAAGAAUCGGCACGAGCCCGCGGCGACAUCGCCGCCGAACAAAUCCACCACUACCAUUACCUUCUCUUCCGGGAAGUCCGUCGAAUGAUCGACUACGCUACCCGUAAUCUGCCCAAGGAAUUCGACUUUCAAGAAUGGGAAUACUUUUUGAAUCUCAUUGCGGGGGAAGGACAUCCGGUUGCGGAGGCAGAGGAGCAGAAUGGGUGUCGAAGUUGGAGUUGGGCUGAUUAUAAGAAUCCGUUAUUGGGGGAGAAGACGGAGGUGCAGUGGCUUUUGGAGGCACUGACGGAGGCGUUGGAAAGGGAGUUGAGGAAGGCUAGUAGGGGGGUUCAUUCGCCUGAGCAGUCUGGGCAGUCUGAUGGUGGUUAAUGCCAGACAUGUUGUAUUCGCUUUUAUAUAGUAUAAAUGUGUAAUGUCAAGCAUCUGCCACUGACACGG
Molecule: messenger RNA, 2330 nt
Organism: Aspergillus wentii DTO 134E9
Lineage: Eukaryota; Fungi; Ascomycota; Eurotiomycetes; Eurotiales; Aspergillaceae
Product: potassium channel family protein
Exons: 3
Coding region: 297-2261 (654 amino acids)
Biological process (GO): potassium ion transmembrane transport; stabilization of membrane potential
Cellular component (GO): membrane
Molecular function (GO): potassium ion leak channel activity
Source: RefSeq, a predicted model, not a curated record